AUGGCGACAUCUGGAGCUACUCAAACACAGGCGGAACUAUCGCCUAGCGAUGGAAGUCUCUCGCAUCGAGCAGCCGCCCUAAACACAAAUGACACUAUUCUCUCCGUUGAUGAGGCUAUCGACAAUGUCCUGGAAGCAUCCCGGCUAGCUGAUAGUACAGUCCCUGACGGCGGACCAGGAUGGAUCGUCAUUGUUGCAUGUGCCGUUGUUUCGUUUUGGUUCACAGGCGUUAACUACAGCUGGGGAGUCACUCAAGCAGCUUUUGUCGAAUCAGGCUUAUCUUCAGCGUCGACACUUUCUUUUAUUGGCUCUAUCCCACCGACAAUCAUCAGCGCCAUGGCCAUCAUCAAUUCGCGGAUUGUUCGUAUAAUCGGCGCGCGCUCGACCGCCAUGAUAGGCAUCGGCGUUAUCUUCCUCGCGCAGUUGACUAGUAGUUUUACAGUUACUAAUCUAGCUGGUCUGUUCGUCACAGCCGGCGCCAUGCUAGGCUGUGGGAUGAGUCUCUGCUUUACAACGUGCUCCGUCACGCCGGCACAAUACUUCAAACAGAAGCGUGGAUUAGCCAAUGGGAUUGUUUUUGCUGGCGGUGGUCUCGGAGGCGCUACCGUCACCAUCAUGCAGGGCGUCUUGAUCCAACACGUCGGAGUGGCCUGGACAUACAGAAUCAUGGCUUUGGCCACUUUGGCUACAGGAAUGCCGGCUGCGUGGAUGAUCAAGGAACGAAUAAGGGUCCCUACUAUCGGCUUUGUCGAUUGGAGUCUAUUCAAGGACACGAGGUUUGCGCUAAUAUUUGUUGCUGGCGCGAUUGCAACGUUUCCGCUCUUGGUGCCGCCAUUCUUUCUUCCGUUAUACAGUCACUCACUUGGCUUGUCUCCAAAUACAGGGGCAGCACUUCUGGCAGGCUUCAACUUCUCCUCCGCAGCUGGACGUAUCUUGUGCGGAUUUGUCUCAGACAAGCUCGGUCCGCUGAACACUCUAUUUGGCAGUCUUGUAGUAAGCUCGUUGGGGAUGCUGGUUCUGUGGCCAACUUCCACAACCCUCGCGCCUUUGGCCGUUUUCACGGUUCUGAAUGGUACAGCCAAUGGAGGAUUUUUUGCAACCAUACCUACUGCUGUGGGGAAUGUGUUUGGGUCUGUGAGAGUAGCCGUUGCUCUUGGGAUGAUUGUGACGGGCUGGGGUGGAGGGUAUCUUAUGGGAGCACCAAUUGCCGGAUAUCUGUUAAACGCGUACGGCGGCGAAAAGGCAGGAUUGGAAGCAUAUCGGCCUGCGAUGUACUACGCAGGAUCACUUUCUCUGGCUUCUGCUGGGUUGAUAGCUCUGAUGCGACUUCGAAUGGCUAUAUCUUUAGGGACAAGAUUAUGA
This is a messenger RNA of Pochonia chlamydosporia 170, 1362 nucleotides long. RefSeq names its product monocarboxylate permease. The transcript is spliced from 2 exons. Gene Ontology annotation, cellular component: fungal-type vacuole membrane. Lineage: Eukaryota; Fungi; Ascomycota; Sordariomycetes; Hypocreales; Clavicipitaceae. The coding region runs from base 1 to 1362 and encodes 453 amino acids. Gene Ontology annotation, molecular function: transmembrane transporter activity. The record is from RefSeq and is a predicted model, not a curated record. Gene Ontology annotation, biological process: transmembrane transport.